AUGAUUGGCAAAGAAUAAGUUGAUGUAAUUGAUUAAUAUGCUUAAUCCAUCAUUAAUUAUGUGGACAAUCAAUAAAAGAGUAUUACUAUGUAGUAUUGUCUAAAGUUAUUUAAUUGAAAACUACGACCAUAGAAAAAUUGAAUGAGGUGACUAUUGUACAUUACUAAAAAAAUUUGGAUAAAAUUAAUUAAAUAAGAUAAGAAUUUGAAGAAACUAAAAACAUUUGUAAGUUAUCCAAUCUUUUAUCAAGACUGUAGAAAAUAAAUUAGAUGAAAAUAUUUAGAAAAUUAAUUAAAUAUAGAAUUCAAUUGAAGGAAUGGAAUCAUCAGUUGAUCAUUUGGAUUCUAUUUUGAAAAGGAUUGAAACCAAAUUAACAGAGUUAGAAAAAUUAAAGUAAUGA
Molecule: messenger RNA, 400 nt
Organism: Paramecium primaurelia
Lineage: Eukaryota; Ciliophora; Oligohymenophorea; Peniculida; Parameciidae
Source: the annotation of a GenBank genome assembly